AUGUCUGAAAAAAAAAUUUUAUAUAGGAAAGGAGAAACAAAAGACUUUGAUACUUAUCAUGAGAAGAUCCGAGUAAAGAUUGAAGUGUUAAAUGAAGAUGUCGCGAGGGUUUUUCUUGUAGAUAAAAAUGAUAUUCCAAUUGACGAUUUGGAAAAUGUAGUUUUUAUGAAUGUAGCGACUAAAAAUGAAAUUACAACUGUACUCGUUGAGAAUAGAAAAAGUUAUCUCAUAACUUGGAUAAAUAGCUACGAGUUAUCUGUCGAUG
Molecule: messenger RNA, 265 nt
Organism: Entrophospora sp. SA101
Lineage: Eukaryota; Fungi; Glomeromycota; Glomeromycetes; Entrophosporales; Entrophosporaceae
Source: the annotation of a GenBank genome assembly